AGAUUUAUAGUCCUUGUAGAUAAUUUUUAAAGCUCUCUCAUAGAUUCAAUUUAUAUAAUUAUUUUUUUACUGUGAAACAUCCAUAUAAGUGGGCAGUAUAAGAAGUUUGAAGUUAUCAUUGCAGAAAGUAUAAGUUUAUGUUGGUAUACAAUGCGAUUCUUGAAAGCGCGUUUACUUUUCUGCUGGCAUAUUUGCAUAAAGUGUUCACAUGCUCUUCGAAGGAAAAAAAAAAAAUUACAUAUAAAAGUGUUAAAAGGGACGUCCGGUACAUUAGGUAGGAAGACAUAAACAUUAAACUGUUUUAACUAAAACCACAGGCAUCAGGUUUGGCGAUUAGGAAAGCAUCGAGUAUGAAAUCAAAGGCUUUAGAAAGAUCAGUAAGUAAUGCGCUAAAGCAUUCGUUGUGAUUUAACUUUUUUUUCCAUUUUUCGGUCAUUGCAAUCAAACAUAGUUGAGCUAAAUCCUCAUAAUUACAUUUUUCAUAUACUUUAGGUAUGUUAAAUAGAAUACUGAUUGGCCUGUAGUUGCUUUUAUCUGCUUUGGAACCUUUUCUGUGUAUUGAAAUAAUAUCAGCGUUUUUUAAUAAGUCUGUAAAAAUGUUGUUUGAAAUAGCGUACACUCUUAAAAAAGUUCCGGUAAAAUUUACACGAACUGUUCAGGCGAUUUUUUACGCCUGUAACUUCAGGCGAAACAACUGAAUGUUCGAUCGAUGCGUUCUGACGAUGUCUUUUGCCUGAACAGUUCAGGAUUAGUUUAGAUCAACAGUUACAGUUAUUAUAAAUUAUUCCUAAACUUUAGACAAACUGCACGAACCUGUAAAAACCGGAACUUUUAAUCUUAAUUUUUUGCUUUUUAAAAGAAUGUGCUCGGUAAUGAUAAAAAAUUUAAACACUCAUGAGUUGAUUAAUCAUUUGAUUUCAAAAAGAAUUUCUGUGGAAACAACUGCUAAAUUGUCAAGAUGUCAAUGUGUUGUUACCUUUGCCCCAAAGAUUUUUCAACUGUUGCUUUUUACAUAAAUCACUUGAGGAACUUUCAUCUUUUGUUUGAGCCUUGUCAACUUCGUUGUAAUGUUGAUGGUUGUAUAAGAUUGUUUACUACAUACAAUAUGCUUAGAAAACAUAUAAAUAAAGAUCAUGCCAGUUUUGUAGUUAAUAUUGCUCGAUUAUUUAGCAUAAGUUGUGAAAAUCCAGUAACACCUACUUCUGAAGCUAAAAGUGAAAUUAAAAUAGACAAAGAAUGUGAGAUAAAAAUUGAUGGCGUUGCCUCACCUAUUGUUGAUGAGUAUGGCAUAUCACAAGCAGCAUUAAAAUUUAUUAUGGCUUUAAUGUCUUCGAGUUCUAUUCCUCUAAGUACUUCAGAGUUUGUUAAGAGUUGUUCACAAAACCUAAUUGAAGACAUACUUAGUUAUUUACUAUGUAAAACAAUUGCUAUACUGAAAACAUAUAGGUGUGAGAAACAUGUAAUUGACAAUUUAACAGAAGAGUUUAACAGAUGGAAAACACCUUUUAGUGGAAUUGAUUCACAACAUCGAAUAUUAUCAUAUUUGAAAAAUAAAGGCCUAUAUAUUGAACCAGUACCACAUUCAAUGGGUGAACGAUGGGAUACAAAACGUGACAGAAAGACUAAAAGGCAAAUCCAAGUCAAAGUAAAAGAUUUGUUUUAUCACAUACCUAUUGAAAGCACAAUAAAGCUUGUGUUGCGACAGCCAGAAGCCGUGAAAAUGUUAAAAGUGGAGCAAAUAUCUAAUUUAGAAUUUGUUGAAGAUUGGUUUUGUAGUGAAAAUGGAAAAAAAUUAAUGGCAUAUGCCAAAUUAAAAUUUCCGAAAAGUUUCCCUUUGUUUAUUCAAAUUUACUUCGAUGAAGUAGAGACCACAAAUCCUCUUGGAUCAAAAACAGGCAUUCAUAAACUUGGUGCCUUUUAUUUUGUGAUAAAGAACUUUCCUCAUGCAGCAAACUCAGCCUUGAACAACAUUCAUAUGUUAGCAUUAACUCACGCAAUAGACAUAAAGAAAAAUUCAGCAAAACCAGUGAUAAAAGUGAUUGUAAAUGAAUUGCAAAAACUUCAUGACGAAGGAUUUGAUAUUUUUAUUGAAGGCAAAAAAACUAACUUUAGAUGUUUACUAACCCAAAUUGUUGGAGACAAUUUAGGUCUGCACUCUAUAUUAGGAUAUAUGGAAAAUUUUAGUACUGUUUCUUUUCCAUGUGACAUGUGCAUGAUAUCACAAGUUGACAUACAGCAUGUUUUUAAAGAAGAAAAACAAGCUCUCAGAACAGACAUUUUAUACAACUCUCAAGUUCAUCAGAUGCAAAGAGGCAAAAUUUCUAAUAAGAACUGUGGAAUUAAGCGGUUUACUUGUUUAACUGAAUUGCCAUAUUAUCAUCCUGCUUCGAAUGAUUCUGCAGACAUAAUGCAUGAUAUUUUUGAAGGAGUUAUUCCGUGCGAAGUUAAAUUGUUUCUUUAUCAUGUGUUGUAUGAUGUCAAAUGUAUCUCCAUUACAGAACUGAAUAGGCGAAUCAAGUUUAUGGAUUAUGGUAUUGUCUGCAGCUCAAAACCUAGUACUAUUAAUGAGUCGCGUAUGAAAAGUACUGACUCUUUACUAGGUCAACGCUCUGCUCAGAUGCUUACACUGUUUAUGUAUUUGCCACUUAUUUUGUCUGAUGUUAUUGAUAAAGUAGAUACACAAAAGUGGAAACUUUACCAAAUCUUAAAGCAAUUGUGUGAUAUAAUCUUAUCUCCAAAUUUAAAUUGUUUACAAGUCACGUAUAUUGAGGAAUUAGUAAUGGAACAUCAUUCAUUGAUGAAAGAAUGUUAUCCUGAGAAAAAACUUCUUUAUAAGCAUCACUGAAUGAUUCAUUAUGGAACUAUUAUAAAACGAAGUGGGCCUCUUCUUCACAUGAUUGUUAUAAGGUAUGAAGCCAAGCAUAAUUUUUCAAAAAGAUUAGCUCAUAUUGUUUGCAAUUUUCAGAACAUUUCUUAUUCAAUUGCAAAAAGACAUCAAAUUGCUCAUGCUUUAGCGUGGAUGACUCAUGGUCCCCUAAAAAUCAUUACUGAUGUAAAAAAUAGUGCAAUGUUUUUAGUUUCAGAAUUAAAGAACAAAAAUCUUAUUAUUCCCUUUAUUGGUGAAGAAAGUGAGGUUUUAGCUGUUGAUUGUGUUACGGUUUUAGGUCAGAAAUUCAGAUCAAGUGAAAUAAUUCUUUAUGAUUUUAAUAGUGAUGGUGAACCAAGUUUUGCUCACAUUGACCAGAUUUUUGUUCAUUGCGAAGUUGUGUAUUUUUUCACAACAAAGUGGAUUGUCCACAAAUACUGCAGUCUAUCUUUAUCUUACUGUUGUUUACUAGAUAACCAAAAACUAUGUAUAAGAACAUGUGAUAUAAUAGAUUACAAACCUCUUAAUGCAGUGCGUUGUUUGAAAAUAAAUUGCCCAUUCAUGCACAUUAUCUUGAAUCAUCAACUAUGUCAUGAUAACUUUCUGUACCUACCCCACAAAAAUAUCUGGCGAUAUUGUAAAUAUUUAUUAUAUGUAACUCAAUAUUUUAUU
Molecule: messenger RNA, 3538 nt
Organism: Hydra vulgaris (swiftwater hydra)
Lineage: Eukaryota; Metazoa; Cnidaria; Hydrozoa; Anthoathecata; Hydridae
Source: RefSeq, a predicted model, not a curated record